Messenger RNA from Lachancea sp. 'fantastica', 1812 nucleotides. Lineage: Eukaryota; Fungi; Ascomycota; Saccharomycetes; Saccharomycetales; Saccharomycetaceae. The record is from the annotation of a GenBank genome assembly.
AUGAACGAAGCUGGCCUUGGCGUCCCUGUUAACAGCGCAGGGACCACUCCAAAUGAUGUUUCUGACGGCAGUUAUGGUCAAAGAAACUACGGGUCUGGAUUGAGGAAUGAAAAGGUAAACCCGACUUUGGGUACGCCUGGUGCGAUGGGCAGUCAGCAGCAAAUGCACCAACUCCAGCAGCAGCAGCAGCAACAACAGCAACAACAGCAACAGCAACAACAGCGCUUGUUAAUGCAGCAGAAACUACGGCAGCAACAGCAGCAGCAAGCGGUGCAAAACUACGAGAAUCAAUUCUACCAGUUUCUUAUGACUAUCAACAAAAAACCCAAACGAAUGUACAAUUUUGCAGAAGAUAUGGACUCAAUUCUUAAAAAAUAUGAGCAGUUUCGCCCUAGCUUUGAAUUCCACAUUUACGAAAACAACUACAAGAUCUGCGCCCCAGCAAAUACCCGGCUUCAACAACAGCAAAGAAUGCCCCAAGCCACUAGUGAUGGUUUGAUUCUCAACAAGAACAACGAGACCUUGAAGGAGUUUUUAGAGUACGUUGCGCGUGGAAGUAUACCAGAGGCUAUAAUGGAGGUUCUUAAGGAUUGCAAUAUUCAGUUUUAUGAAGGAAACAUGAUUCUGCAAGUUUACGAUCACACAAACACAGUAGAUGUUAAACAGACGCAAAAAGCGGCAUCAGAUCAACCUCAGACAGCUGGCUCAGCCAAUCCGGAUCAAACGUCGACCGGAGAUUCCAAGGACUCUCUCAAAAAAGCUUAUGGCCAGCAACCGCGGCAGGAUUCACAGGGUAGGCCGCUCAGCCAUCAGAGCUCGCAACUGAAUGAAUCGCCUCUUACUCCAAAUGCAUCCAAGCCCGGCUCUUCUGAGCAACAACCACACUCCAGUAGUGAUUCAAAGGCGGCACCCGAAGAAAACGGUGGCAAAGAGGUGAUUGCCACUUUCAAACGACCAAGAGUUUAUCGUACUUUACUACGACCCAACUGUCUCACCCAUUACUAUGAUAUGAUGUCGUACGCUGACCAUACGCGGUUUUCUGAUAACAUCUAUCAACAACUUGAGUCUGAAAUUCUCACUAUAACGAAACGCAAUCUGAAGCUGAAUGUCCCUUUGAAUCCUUAUGAGUAUAGCGAUAGACUGGACGAUGCCGACUUUUUGCCAAACGAUAAACACAGUCAUCGGAAACUUUCAUCCAGAAAGGGUACUAAGGGCCAGGUUGGUCACAUAGACCUUCACGAAGAAUCACCUCAACAUAGCUCAAGUUACGAGCAGAUGAUGUUGAUUAUGAGUGAAAGAACGAGCACCACCACAAUGUCCACAAUUGCGGCAUCCUUGGCCAAAAGUGCGGCAGACUUGACAAGUUCGUCACUCAAGAGUGGAGGCGGCAAGGGCGCUUCUUCUGUCUCGGGGUCCACAGGCAGAGGAAGCGGCAGUAAUUCCGUUGCAGCCGCUGCUGUUGCAGCAGCUGCCGCUGUGGGGUCGAGUAGUAACGACAAUAAUCAAUUCAGUCGGCUAAAAUUUGUGGAACAAUGGCGAGCAAACAAAGAAAAACGGAAACAGCAAGCCAUGAGCGCUAAUGUCACGCCCACGACUUACAAUCAAAGGAUAUCAAUGUCUGCGCCUUUAACGGCACAGCAAAUAAAACAACAACAACAGCAAACAAUGGAACAACAAAAAGGAGUUAACAAAAGGGUAGGUGAGGAUGACAAGAACAAACCCAAAAAACAGCGUAAGACCACGAAGAAGGCCACGCCGGCAGCGACCCCAGAUCCAGCAAAGAAGAAAAAGGCACCAAAAGCCAAGAAAUAA